Molecule: messenger RNA, 2943 nt
Organism: Beauveria bassiana ARSEF 2860
Lineage: Eukaryota; Fungi; Ascomycota; Sordariomycetes; Hypocreales; Cordycipitaceae
Product: oxysterol-binding protein
Exons: 3
Coding region: 1-2943 (980 amino acids)
Biological process (GO): exocytosis; endocytosis; ER to Golgi ceramide transport
Cellular component (GO): intracellular membrane-bounded organelle; perinuclear endoplasmic reticulum; plasma membrane
Molecular function (GO): sterol binding
Source: RefSeq, a predicted model, not a curated record
AUGGCCGGUAUUGAGAGGCUCGAAGUCCACAGCAAGUCGUAUAUUGUGCGCUGGGUACGUGCCGACGCCGGCUCGACUCUCUCAUGGAGCGUUCAGCCUCAUAAGAAGUCCAUUUAUUUUGGCAUCUUUAGGCACCCCGGCUCCGGAGCCACGACCCUAGUCUCCUCCUCUGCCGACGAGGGCACCCUCCCCCCCGAAAUCGAUGAGGGCAAAGCGAACAAAAGCAAUAAGAAAGACACGGCUCAGGAAAUCCUGUUGAACAAGGGCUUCAAACUAGUAAGAUGGGUCGGCAAAUGCGAAGCCGACAAGGUCUCAAUAGGCACAUACGAUGUCCUUGAUGGGCAAGGUGGCAUGUACGGUCUUGUCUUUGACAAUACAUUUUCUAAGCAGACCUCCAAGACUGCCACCUUUGUCGUCCUCACGUACCCGACCGGCGCGCCUCCUCAAGGUGCCACCACCAUUCCAAAUCUACAGGUCCCCAAAACCAGAGAUAGUCAGUCAAGUCUUGGCAAGAGUGGUGCCUUGACGCAGGAUGCAGACCCUGGUGCAUCUGUUGACAGCCUUCAUAACCCGGAUGUAACCGGCCGCCCAAGAUCGGCUUCCAACAGAACUGAUGGCAAUGCUGCGUCUUACCACGUGGGCACGCUCUCCAAAAGAAGGAGAAAGAAGGGUCAGGGAUAUGCACGCCGCUUCUUCUCCCUCGACUACUCGACCUACACACUCUCAUACUACUAUAACCGCAACUCCUCUGCCCUUCGUGGCGCCAUUCCGUUGAGUCUCGCAGCGAUUGCCGCGGACGAGAGACGCCGCGAAAUCAGCAUCGACUCUGGCGCCGAGGUCUGGCAUCUGAGAGCUCCCAACGCCAAAGAGUUUCAGGACUGGGCCUACGCGCUUGAAAAAGCCAGUCGUGCCGCUCGAGGUCUUGAAAGCAAACCUACGCAGACGUCUGCCAAGUCCAGGGUCCCCAGGACACGCGCUGCUGCCGGCCGACAACAUGCUCCUGGUCAGGAGGAGGAUGCCGAAUGGCAAGAGGUCGAAACUCUCGUCAGCCGUGUCGUAGGUACACGAGAUGCGCUUCGCCGCCUCACCAAAGAGGUUGCCGCACUACCUAAGCCUGUUGCAAGCCCUUCUGCGCUCUCCCCCAACACCGCGGCCGUUGGUGAGGAUGGCGAGAGCUACUUCCCUGCGGCUGAGAAGAAGUCGUUCUGGCGACGCAAGUCUAGCGCGCCUGGAAUGUCGCCGGCUCUUCAACAGGCCACGGCUUCCGCGUUGGCUGUUCCGGCGCCGGGCAGUGCGGCUGCCCUGGAUACUAACGGAUCCAAGGCAGCCAAGAGAAGAUCAAAGAGCGCUGUUCAGGAGGAAGAGAGCCUCCAAGGUCAUUGUCAAUCACUUCUCGCAGACUUGGACUCGGUUGUUGCAGAAUUCACCAGCCUGAUCAGCACCAGCAAGAGACGGCGCAUGGCUAGUGCCGCACCCGACCAAGCCACGUCUCGACUGAGCAUGGAAAGCAUUGCAUCCACAGUUGACGAAUUUUUCGACGCCGAGGAUGCUAGAUCAAGGGUUCUCAAGAUCAAUGAGAGCGACGAGGAAUCGGCUGCCGAAUCUGAGGAAGAUGAAGAUGAUGGCUCUUCCGUCUCUUCAAUGGAAGCUGAAGAUGCCAUUGGUCCCGACGGCACAAAUCACCUAUACCCUAUCAAGUCAAAGACUCUCGCACCUCUACCCCUGACGGCAAAAUUGGGCCGUCGACAAACGAUUCCUCCCGCAACUGUACUUCCGCCAAGCUUAAUCGCCUUUGUCAGGAAGAAUGUUGGGAAAGAUCUCAGCACCAUCAGCAUGCCAGUAUCUGCGAACGAGCCGCUCUCCCUGCUGCAGAAGCUAUCCGAGCAGCUCGAAUACGCGGAGCUCUUGGACCAGGCGUCCAAGAUGGCGGCCCCCACCGAGCGCCUGACGUACGUCACAGCUUUUGCCAUUUCACAGUUUAGCAGUGGUCGGGCCAAGGAGCGUGCUAUCCGAAAGCCUUUUAACCCUCUUCUUGGCGAGACCUUUGAGCUUGUUCGCGGAGACGACGAAACGCCUGGUGGCUUUAGACUCUUGGUCGAAAAGGUGCAGCACCGUCCCGUCAAGCUAGCCAUCCACGCCGAAUCUGCCCACUGGUCGCUAGCCCAAAGCGCUGCACCCGGACAGAAGUUCUGGGGCAAGAGUGCAGAAAUUACCACCGAUGGCCGUGUGCGCGUAGCACUGCGUCUUGCUGACGGAAAAGACGAGCUGUACUCCUGGAACAUUGCCAACAUGUUUCUGAGAAACGUCGUCAUGGGCGAAAAGUAUGUGGAGCCUGUAGGCACCAUGACUGUUACCAACGAUUCGACAGGCCACAAGGCCAGCAUCGAGUUCCGCAGCAAGGGCAUGUUUGGCGGCCGUUCCGAGGAUGUGCACGUCGAAAUUCUCAACCCCGACGGCAGCGACGCGGGCACAGGCCUGGCUGGCACUUGGACCACGAGCCUUCACAAGUCGGGCAAGGGCAAGCACGGCGGCGGCAGCGGCGGCGAUGCGGUGUGGCACGUGGGCGGGCUGGUGGAGAAUGCGGCGCAGACGUACGGGCUGACGCGAUUCGCGGCGACGCUCAAUGAGAUCACGGCGAUAGAGCGGGACAAGAUGGCGCCGACAGACAGCCGGCUGCGGCCGGAUCAGCGCAUGGCCGAGGAAGGCGCACUCGACGACGCCGAAGCGUGGAAGCUAAAGCUGGAGGAGGCGCAGCGCGAGCGCCGCCGGCAGCUCGAGGAUAGCGGCGAGGCGUACGCGCCGCGAUGGUUCGUCCAGGUCGCGGAGGGUUGCGAUGGCGGUGAAGGGGAGGAGUGCUGGCGCAUCAAGACGGGCAAGGACGGCUACUGGGAGGAGAGGGCAAAGGGGUCGUGGACAGGCGUGACGGAGAUUUUCAAAGUAUAA